Pleuronectes platessa (European plaice) is the source of this 3326-nucleotide messenger RNA. RefSeq names its product adiponectin receptor protein 2. NCBI's taxonomy places the organism in Eukaryota, Metazoa, Chordata, Actinopteri, Pleuronectiformes, Pleuronectidae. Gene Ontology annotation, cellular component: plasma membrane. The coding region runs from base 1 to 1359 and encodes 452 amino acids. The transcript has 8 exons. The record is from RefSeq and is a predicted model, not a curated record. Gene Ontology annotation, biological process: adiponectin-activated signaling pathway. Gene Ontology annotation, molecular function: signaling receptor activity.
AUGCGGGUGCAGCUACUCAAGAAGAGCAUCAAUGCAACCACAUCCACUAAGUCUCUGUCCGGGCCCAGCCGCGUUUGUUCCAGUUCUUAUUGGGGGCUUGUCCAGCGUCUCAAGCUGGACGGAGGAGAGACAAGUGGGGCCGAGGGCCCGGCCUUCGUGCUGCGACACAGAACUUCUAACCUCGUACAACACACCACAGAUACCACGCCUACAGAUCCCGUGAGUCCCAGGGUGAAAGAAGACACGCCCACCUCAGGUUCUUCAACCAGUCCCCUCAUCACCACUGAGUGCCCCUCAAACAAUGGGUGUGUCCCCGAAUGCGAGGAGGAGAGAAAAAAAGAUGAAGAGGAUGACGGAGGAAGGGAAGGAGGGGAGGAGGAGAAAGAACGGGCAGAGGAUGAGAAGAGCAGUGAUGAAGGCUUCAUGGGAAUGAAGCCGCUGCUGCAGGCUCACCACGCCAUGGAGAGGAUGGAGGAGUUCGUACACAAGGUGUGGGAGGGCCGGUGGCGCGUUAUGCCUCACGACGUGCUCCCCGAUUGGCUGAAGGACAACGACUUCCUGCUUCACGGCCACAGGCCGCCCAUGCCUUCGUUUCGCGCCUGCUUCAAGAGCAUCUUCAGAAUCCACACGGAGACAGGAAACAUCUGGACACACCUGCUAGGCUGUUUGUUUUUCCUCUUUCUGGGUCUGAUGUACAUGUUCAGUCCCAACAAGUCGUUCGUGGCUCCCGUCCAGGAGAAGGUGGUGAUCGGGGUGUUCUUCCUGGGAGCCAUCCUCUGCCUCUCCUUCUCCUGGCUCUUCCACACAGUCUACUGCCACUCUGAGGGCGUCUCCAGAGUCUUCUCCAAGCUGGACUACAGUGGGAUCGCCUUCCUGAUCAUGGGCUCAUUUGUUCCCUGGUUGUAUUACUCCUUCUACUGCUCCCCCCAGCCUCGUUUCAUCUACCUGAUAGUGGUGUGUAUACUGGGACUGUCGGCCAUCACUGUCUCCCAAUGCGACUUCUUUGCCACACCACAGUACAGAGGAGUCAGAGCAGGAGUGUUUGUGGGUUUGGGUCUGAGCGGUGUGGUUCCCACCCUACACUUUGUGAUCACCGAGGGUCUGAUCAAAGCGACCACCAUGGGUCAAAUGGGUUGGCUGCUGCUGAUGGCGACGCUCUACAUCACCGGAGCCUGUUUGUACGCCGCUCGCAUCCCAGAGCGGUUCUUCCCCGGCAAGUGUGACAUAUGGUUCCACUCUCACCAGUUGUUCCACAUCUUGGUCGUCGCCGGGGCUUUCGUCCAUUUCCACGGCGUCUCCAACCUGCAAGAGUUUCGCCACAAGGCGGGUGGAGGCUGUGCCGCGGAUGGAACUCUCUAACUCACACGCACAGACACACACACACACACACAGACUCACCCGUUCUCUCACACGUAUUUUAACUGGGAGGCACCGGUUCUACUAACACGCACAGAAUUACACGCACACACACAAACAAACACGUGCUAAGACAUGCACACACGUGCUCUCUCACCAAGCUGAAGACCAGCGUGGCUUGUCCGGUGUGUGUCGGUGUGUGUAAUAAACAGGAUGAGCUCGUAGGGGGCGCUAUUAUAACUGAGGAGGGGUUUUGUUCUAUUACCGUUCCUCUGUUCCAUCCCUCACCUCAUCAGGCUAUAUUGCUUUGACUUCCAAGAUGGUGCGUUUUGUUAAACUGUUUCUGAGACUCUUCUCUUUCCUGGAAGGAUUCUCCGUUUGUUUAGGGGAUGAGACGUUCGGAGCCUCUUCUGUUUUCUGAUGUUUAGUUUGAAGAGGAGGCAGAUAAACAUACAUUGUGGGGUGUUUUUUUUGCAGAAUGCUGUUUCCUGGGUCACAUGUUAGAAAAAGGAAAUUGAGCGGGAAAUGUCUUUGGAUUUCUUCCAUGAUUGUUGAGGUUGCAGGGGGGUGGGGGUGUUCGUGUGGGCGGGGGGGUUAACAGUCACUUUUAAAAGCAAAAAAAAAAAAGAGCCCUUUUCCAUGUAAAUAAGAUUUCUAAAUUUUGGGUUAUAGAUUUGUAUGAAAUAUAUAUGAAAAAAUAACAAAAAAUUAUGGAAUGUGUUGGCGAGAGUGAAUAUGUUAGAUGAUAAAUCAAUAAAAAAUGGGGGAGAAGAGGUGUUUUAUCUAUAACGUGUUCUGAGGGUGAGGUGCAGUGGAGUGAAUCAUAUAUUCUGUCAGUGGAGGGAAGUGCUUCAGAGAGUUUCAUUAAGUCUGUAUAUGCAAGGAUGAGCGGCAGAGACGACGAGGAAAUAUGAGGCACGGCACCUGAAUAUUGGCAAAUAAGAUGCGGACUCCAGAGUCCUUAUCCCGACCCCUAAACCUUUAGAUGUAAACGAGGAGAUCGGCCUCGUCGAACCUGCGCCCGUGUGUUUUAUAAGCAUCGCAGAAUCACAGCACCGUUCUCUAAUCAGACCUCAUGAAUAAAACGUUCCCGUGCGCUUGAAACCAAAAAUACAGUCCAAACUAUGAAACCUAAAAAGCGUCACCUUGAUGUGUAGCCAUGUUCAUUUGUCUUCUUCCUGUAAAUUGUCAUAUAUUGUCUAAAGAUAAAACAAAUUUCUAUUCCACCGAUAUGAGUUUAUUGUUUUUUUAGGAUAUGCCCUGAAAAGACGUCACGGAUAAUGAAGACGUUUUUAUAAACCGAGUCAUUAUUCGUACCGUACAGUACAGUACAGUACAGAUGCAGUUCAUCGUAGUUCUCCUCAUGACACUCGGAUUCACAUCUGCACAGAACAAGGAUUAUCUGUCUAAAAAAUGUUUUUUUCCCUCUGACUGGAUUGUAUUUUAAUUUAUCCACUGCUGCUUUUGUUAUUAUUAUUAUUAUUGUUAUCACAAACUUUAAUUUUCCUUUUUUUUCUCUUUUCCCUUUGACCUUUUUUUUGCAGCUGGAGAACAUCUUUCUCUCAAGCUAAAAAAUUAUCCCCCAAAAAGUUCUGACAACGUUGUCAAACUGACCAUAACUACUACAAGGCAACAGAUCCUUCAUGUGAAGGCUUUAAAAAUCUUUCACAUGCACAAUGGAAACACUUACAUUCUGGGCCUGGUUUGAACUUAAGCAUUUUUGAAUGAUCAACAUCUCUUCUUUGCGUCACACUUUUGCUUUUCAGAACAAAAAGAAAAAUCUUAUUUUCAUCUUGUUUUAUUCUUUCUUUUUCUCAUUUCCUGUUUUUAUCUAGUUUAUAUUAAUUUAUUUGUCUUGGGGAGCGUGUAUUGUCUGUUGAAGCACACGUUCCGUUCUGAUGGGAGUGUGUGAUUGCAAUGGACCUUUAUAUCUGCUGUAUUGUUCUAAUAUAAAGGUUUUUUGAAUCUGU